Molecule: messenger RNA, 626 nt
Organism: Gryllus bimaculatus (two-spotted cricket)
Lineage: Eukaryota; Metazoa; Arthropoda; Insecta; Orthoptera; Gryllidae
Source: the annotation of a GenBank genome assembly
AUGGCGCGCAAGUUCCCAGGUUUAAAUGUCAAAUUGGAAAAGAGCAAUUCCGAACCGAACGUUUUUGAUGGUAGUCCAUCAAAAUUAAACAACUGUAAUUCAUCGAAAUCUAAUUCAAAUCAGGUAUCCCCCUCUGUGAAUACUGCUCCCUUUGAAGACUCUUUAGCGGGAGUUUCAAGUGCGAAUAAUGCGGAGAGCUUGUUCCUGUCGUUUCAGGAAGGUGAUUUGUUUCAGGUUCUUAGCAAAGAAGAACAUAAAAACUGGUGGGCAGUACGAUCUAUAAAGCAAAACACGGUUGGAUUUGUACCAGCAAAUUACAUGCAGUUGCCUGAAAUCAUCCGACGUGUUGGCUGGGCGCUGUUCCCCUCUCCGCCUGCUGGGAACGGAGCCUUCACCCACGCCGCUUCCUUGUUCUGAGCGAGUCGCGUUUGCUCUGGAACGCCUCUUUCAAUAAGAAAGUGUUUUGGAAAGGAACUCCCAGAAUGCAAAUUGAGGUUGUUUGUUGUUGUGCUGACCUCUGCCGUCGGUGAGGGCAUUUGAACGCGCUCGGUUUCCUGUCUGUGUAUCGGAACUCUGCUUAAAUAUUUGGAAAUUGAACAGUAUAAAUUCAAAACUUGUUGUAGUUG